AUGUCCUCCCUGCGGAAUCCCGUGCUUCGCGCGGUGCCGAGUGGCCUCCCGUUCCGGUCUAGCGUCAUCACGUGCCUUCCAGGCUCAGCGUCGAACAAACAAACGGCGUCUUCCUUUCACCUCGUGGACGCUCUGGUCCUUUCAGUCCAAUGUAGGAAAACAAUGGCUCAGCCGGCGGCAACUGCCGCAGCUGUAAGCUCUUCUUCCACCAUGUCGACCGGAGCUAAGGAUGAAUUUGGUGAUCACGAUGAUAGCAUCUCCACGACCUCUACUUUGUCAAGUGAACAACAGUCCGAAUAUGAAGUGGAGACCGUCUUUGCCGAAAAGCAAUUUCCGGACGGCAUGAGGUACCUGGUGAAAUGGGCCGGUUACCCCAUGUCCCGAUGCUCCUGGGAGCCUGAGGAGUGCUUCAAUACCCCCGUCACUCUGUUGGAAUGGUGCCAGAAAAAGCGAGCCAUCCACGAAGGCAAGGCGGCCCCAUUCGACCAUAACGAAUGGCAGAGAGAACAAGAUGCCCAGGAGCAGGCUAAGCUCAAUCGACGGCAGCGGAGAGAUGAAAAAAGGAAGAGAAACCAGCUCCGCGCCCGGAAUAGAAGCAAUCCCACUUCACCUACUAUGGCUACCGCCGAGAGACCAGACUUGCAUAAUCGUCCUCAAUCACCUUCUCGAGUCUCUGUCCCAUCAAGUCAUCCCCGAAUCAGAGCCAGUCCUCCUCCUGUUCUGUUUGGAGGCGGCCAGAGCAACCAGAGGACCGUCCACCCUCUCCGUCUUAGGAGACCUAAUGACGAGCCGCCCACAAAGCAUUUCAACCUGUCAACCAAGCGGCGCUAUGAGAAGGCGAAAACAGAUGAGGCUGCUCCUAAUAUAAACCAAAUGAAACUGAUUCGUCCGUCGGAAUUUCCUCCUCGAUCGUCUGUCAGUGCCGUCAAAACUGGUUUUCCUGAAGGCCCGCCCAAGACUGAAAAAGCGGGCGAGUCAUCAAUGCGCAAUGGCACUUCUUCAACCUAUGGCCAACAUCCCGCGCCCCCGCUUAUAGAUUCCUCUUUAUCAACUCGCGCCUCAUCCGAUGUCUGCAGGUCACGCCCUUCACAAGGGAAUACCAGCGAAAAGUUGGACCACUUGGGCGAUAGAGAGGAACUGGUUCUGCCCGAAAGAGUUCCUGGUCCACGGAGUUACGUCACGUAUAACAAAAGGUUCUUCAAUCCCGACGAGGUGCUGGUAAAUCUGUAUUAUGGACCGGAAAAGAAAGAUAUCGGCGAUGCCAGACUCUGUGGCCUUACUCCUCCGACGAAAAGCCGAAUCCUAAACAAGAAAAAAGACGCAUCGGUGGAAAUAUGGUUUCAGCACCUUUGUACGCUCGAUGACUACCAAAGACUUUGUUAUAAUACAGGUAACCAGAACUUUUGCACUGGCUGGAUCGAAGGAUUCAAUGAUACAGAGCAGAAUGUUUUCCGCAUGGCGCAAGAUCUUGGUCAAAGGGGCCUGUUGGCGGUUUCCAUUCCCGAUUUGGGGUUUCAAAACGUUUUGCUUGCUUAUCCGCCUGAUUCAAGAGACUUCAGCUUCCUCCAGAACAAUUUUAAUCGACGCCCGGAAAGUUGUCUUUACUUUACCGCAAGAAGCCACCUGAACCCGAUCGAGCUAGGACUAUUGGAUGGACGUACGAAGAAAAACCAGGCAUUCACCAGAAUCCAGCCAAGACUGUCCAUCCACAGCCCUGUGAAUGAAACGCCGUCUUCGACUAACGCUCAGGGGAAGACCCCAAAUCAUUGUAAUGCAAAAGUUCCCGAAGCACCCGCCUUGCCCCUUCCUCAUCGCUCAAGGUUAGUUGGUGUCGAGCCACACGAGACGCAAGGUGCAUCUCACGUGAACCCCAUCUUAUCACCUUCAUUCGACAAGUUCUCCGACAGCUUUGGCGAGCCUAUGGCACUUGAUUAUCCCCAUCCUCCUCCGAUAGGCCCGGCUAGCCCUGUUCCUAGCUCCGACCAUGAGCCGAGCCUUCCAGGAACCGGCCAGGACGCCGCAGAUUUUGAUUUGAAUAUCUUCUUUCAGAAGCAGUAUGGUGUGACCUUCUCAAUGUUACUCGACUCAAAGCAGACGGCCGGUUUCUACGUCAUGUAUCCGGGUCUUUCUGGAAACGCCGACCAGCAAUGUGACGAGCAGUGCGAGAUCUUGAUGGCAUUUCUCCAGAAACACACAUCGCAAACGUAUUCUAGUCGUCAAUCUAAAGAUUGGGAGACUUUCACCUUGAUGGAGCGCGGUGUGGCGUUGUUCCACGAGAAUUUCGUUGAUUUCGCCUCCCUCCCCUCAUUGAACAGCCUCCUUCUAAAGAACAUCACCUUUUGGAGUUUCUCCUUAUUCGCCCCGCACGAGUAUGCUGGUCACCCAGCACACUUCCAGCGCAUAUUUCCCCACGGAUGCAUAUUCCUAUUGCCCGAAGACGCGAUGCUCCGAAAGCUAGAGAAGACCAUUGCCUUUCUCGCCUGGUUCCGAGACAGCUCGAAGAAAAAAUUCCCAGGGACUUGGAAACUGAUGGUGCGACCAAACAUCCUGGAGUGGGUGUUAAAGCAGUAUGAUAGGGAUCAUCCGUCAAGACGGGCAUUAUGGAUUACAAUGCACUUUUUGAUCUCGGACCUUGGCCUGACUGCCAAUGUGGACAUCGACAUGAACACCGGUGUUUUGGAGAAAGCCGUUAUUUCGCCGAAUCUCCCGUCGUACAGCUCUUCCUCCGUCGACGACCAGACAGAUAAUGCCAACGGCUUAAAUCAAGAGCACAGAAAAGCUGACAGGCUUGCCGAGUUCUUUGCGGGCUGGGCCCUUGUUAACCGUCAUCAAUUUCGAAGAUUUGUCAUUGUUUCUGGGAUCGAACCACCUGAACGCUGGAAAACAUGGCAGCAUAUGAUCAUUUAUCAUGGCUAUAGAGCCACCAUGGCGACUUAUAAAAUCGACUAUGAGCUCCACUGGUCUAAACUUGGGGGCCAAAGGGGAGGGCCCUCGACUGAAGAUAAAAUGCCAAAAACUCCCUCGGCCUUCACUCCUCAGGCUCCGAGAGCGAGUGGCUCUAGGUCGGAACAACCCUCGAUAACAACUCCUAUGACACACGACUAUCCGCAGCCUUACAAGUGA
Molecule: messenger RNA, 3123 nt
Organism: Aspergillus affinis
Lineage: Eukaryota; Fungi; Ascomycota; Eurotiomycetes; Eurotiales; Aspergillaceae
Product: putative Chromo domain protein Chp1p
Exons: 4
Coding region: 1-3123 (1040 amino acids)
Biological process (GO): chromatin organization; negative regulation of transcription by RNA polymerase II
Cellular component (GO): pericentric heterochromatin
Molecular function (GO): chromatin binding
Source: RefSeq, a predicted model, not a curated record